Rhododendron vialii is the source of this 850-nucleotide messenger RNA. RefSeq lists its product as uncharacterized. The transcript is spliced from 2 exons. Lineage: Eukaryota; Viridiplantae; Streptophyta; Magnoliopsida; Ericales; Ericaceae. The coding region runs from base 172 to 513 and encodes 113 amino acids. The record is from RefSeq and is a predicted model, not a curated record.
CAUUAAAUUCCCGUAAGAACAUACGCCCAAGUUCUAUACUGUAAAGUAGAUUAAGAUUAAGGAAAGAAAAAAAAAUCAAAAAAAAGAAUGAAUUGAAACCCAAUUUCCGGUAUGGUACCGAUAUAGAGUGUAUGUAUAGGCUGAAACCAAGGAAUCGAAGCAGGGUCUGAAAUGGGUUCUUCAGCUGAAGCUCUGCAAUCUGCCACGAAGGUGUAUCGUCAUCUCCUGAAAGCCGUCAAGAAACACGUUGGCAAAGAAGAUCACAAGUCUCACUUCGUCGAUUUCAUAUCCCGAGAGUUCCGAAAGAGCCCUCAACAGCCGGACCUCUCGGCAAUUCGGCAGAAAAUAAAGAUCGCCAACGAUUACACUUACCUCCUGAACAGCGUCCACCAUCACCAGGACUUGUUGUUUUCUUACAACAUUGCUGUGGACAGAUCGGAGGAAAUGAAAAAAGUACUUGGAAAAUCUGCUGCAAGUGUGGGUCUUCAACUUCCAGAAGCUUAUCAGCCUUGAUUUUGUUGGCAAGUUUCGUGUCCUUUCCCUUGUUCUUUUGUUUGAGAACUUCUUUCCUUUGAGCUAAAUAAAAAUGUAACUUCUGCCCAUUCGGUUGUCCUAUUCCACCUUUGCAGGGAUGGGAAUAGACCAAACCCUUGUCCUUCCCGCCGUGAUGGUUAAGGACUUAAGGUUCUUGUUGUAUUAGGAGGGGCAGUUUUGGGCUGUUGGCACCUCCCAGCGUUCAAUCAUUGUCAAUUGUAAUUUCUAAGCUGUUGCUGUUUUGAAGUAGCAAGAUUGGACAAAAAAGACUACUUUGUGGUUACAGAAGUACCUAACUCAUUAUCAUUUAGCUGUA